Messenger RNA from Perca flavescens (yellow perch), 13248 nucleotides. It is a transcript of the gene col6a3, whose product is annotated as collagen, type VI, alpha 3. Gene Ontology annotation, molecular function: serine-type endopeptidase inhibitor activity; protein binding. Lineage: Eukaryota; Metazoa; Chordata; Actinopteri; Perciformes; Percidae. The record is from RefSeq and is a predicted model, not a curated record.
CCAAGAACAGUUCUCCUCUUUAAUGAGCGCAGUGCUGGUGAGGGCCACGCCCUUGACACCAACAGUAACUGUGGAGAGACGGCCACCAGGAAGGGAUGUUGUCUUCUUGUUGGAUGGAUCUGAUGGUACUAGAACUGGAUUCCCAGCUAUGCGAGACUUUGUCCAAAGACAAGUCGAGAAACUCAGUGUGGAUGACACCAAAGACCGUGUCUCAGUGGUUCAGUACAGCAGAGAUCCAGCUGUCCAGUUCUAUCUGAACACGUACAAAACAAAAGGCGAGAUCCUCGACACUGUCAGAGCUUUAAGGCACAAAGGCGGAAGACCCCUCAACACUGGAGCAGCUCUCCAGUACUUGAGGGAUAAUGUCUUCACAGCCUCUGCUGGAAGCAGGCGCCUGGAAGGAGUUCCACAGGUCCUGAUAUUGCUAAGUGGUGGAAAGUCUUCUGACAGUGUUGAUGCACCAGCCUCUGCUCUCAAACAGCUGGGUGUCUUGGCCUUUGCAAUUGGAACCAGGAGCUCUGAUAGCAAAGAACUGCAGACGAUAUCCCACGAUGCCAGUUCUGCUCUAUCGGUGUCUGAAUUCACUGAACUUCCCAGUAUCCAACAGCAACUUCAGUCCUCAGUGGACUCUGUGGUCAUUGACGUCACCCCAGAAUUACCAACUGUACUUGUUGACACUGCCAAAAAAGAUAUCGUAUUCCUUCUGGAUGGUUCUGAUAGCACAAGGUAUGGCUUCCCUGCCAUGCGUGAUUUUGUUGAGAGAGUGGUGGAGAAACUCAAUGUGGGAGAAAACAAAGACCGUGUCUCUGUAGUCCAGUACGGCAGAGAUGCAGAAGUCCAUUUCUAUCUGAACACAUACACCACAAGAGAGGAUAUUGUGGAUUCGGUCAGAGGGCUGAGACACAGAGGAGGCAGGCCUCUCAACACUGGUGCCGCACUACAAUACGUCAGGGACAAUGUCUUUACAAACUCCUCCGGGAGUAGGCGCCUGCAAGGUGUUCCACAGAUGUUGAUCCUGCUAAAUGGUGGAAGGUCUUUUGACAAUGUAGAUACCCCAGCCUCUGCUCUCAAACAGCAGGGCAUCUUUGUGAUUGGCAUUGGAACAAGGAGCUCUGACAGUGCAGAGCUGCAGAAGAUAUCAUAUGACCCUAGUUAUGCUCUAUCAGUGUCUGAGUUCACUGACCUCCCCAGUGUCCAAGAACAGUUCUCCUCUUUAAUGAGCGCAGUGCUGGUGAGGGCCACGCCCUUGACACCAACAGUAACUGUGGAGAGACGGCCACCAGGAAGGGAUGUUGUCUUCUUGUUGGAUGGAUCUGAUGGUACUAGAACUGGAUUCCCAGCUAUGCGAGACUUUGUCCAAAGACAAGUCGAGAAACUCAGUGUGGAUGACACCAAAGACCGUGUCUCAGUGGUUCAGUACAGCAGAGAUCCAGCUGUCCAGUUCUAUCUGAACACGUACAAAACAAAAGGCGAGAUCCUCGACACUGUCAGAGCUUUAAGGCACAAAGGCGGAAGACCCCUCAACACUGGAGCAGCUCUCCAGUACUUGAGGGAUAAUGUCUUCACAGCCUCUGCUGGAAGCAGGCGCCUGGAAGGAGUUCCACAGGUCCUGAUAUUGCUAAGUGGUGGAAAGUCUUCUGACAGUGUUGAUGCACCAGCCUCUGCUCUCAAACAGCUGGGUGUCUUGGCCUUUGCAAUUGGAACCAGGAGCUCUGAUAGCAAAGAACUGCAGACGAUAUCCCACGAUGCCAGUUCUGCUCUAUCGGUGUCUGAAUUCACUGAACUUCCCAGUAUCCAACAGCAACUUCAGUCCUCAGUGGACUCUGUGGUCAUUGACGUCACCCCAGAAUUACCAACUGUACUUGGUAUGUUAACGUGCACGGCCUCUUGCUUUGACACUGCCAAAAAGAUAUCGUAUUCCUUCUGGAUGGUUCUGAUAGCACAAGUCCAGUACGGCAGAGAUGCAGAAGUCCAUUUCUAUCUGAACACAUACACCACAAGAGAGGAUAUUGUGGAUUCGGUCAGAGGGCUGAGACACAGAGGAGGCAGGCCUCUCAACACUGGUGCCGCACUACAAUACGUCAGGGACAAUGUCUUUACAAACUCCUCCGGGAGUAGGCGCCUGCAAGGUGUUCCACAGAUGUUGAUCCUGCUAAAUGGUGGAAGGUCUUUUGACAAUGUAGAUACCCCAGCCUCUGCUCUCAAACAGCAGGGCAUCUUUGUGAUUGGCAUUGGAACAAGGAGCUCUGACAGUGCAGAGCUGCAGAAGAUAUCAUAUGACCCUAGUUAUGCUCUAUCAGUGUCUGAGUUCACUGACCUCCCCAGUGUCCAAGAACAGUUCUCCUCUUUAAUGAGCGCAGUGCUGGUGAGGGCCACGCCCUUGACACCAACAGUAACUGGCGAGAUCCUCGACACUGUCAGAGCUUUAAGGCACAAAGGCGGAAGACCCCUCAACACUGGAGCAGCUCUCCAGUACUUGAGGGAUAAUGUCUUCACAGCCUCUGCUGGAAGCAGGCGCCUGGAAGGAGUUCCACAGGUCCUGAUAUUGCUAAGUGGUGGAAAGUCUUCUGACAGUGUUGAUGCACCAGCCUCUGCUCUCAAACAGCUGGGUGUCUUGGCCUUUGCAAUUGGAACCAGGAGCUCUGAUAGCAAAGAACUGCAGACGAUAUCCCACGAUGCCAGUUCUGCUCUAUCGGUGUCUGAAUUCACUGAACUUCCCAGUAUCCAACAGCAACUUCAGUCCUCAGUGGACUCUGUGGUCAUUGACGUCACCCCAGAAUUACCAACUGUACUUGUUGACACUGCCAAAAAAGAUAUCGUAUUCCUUCUGGAUGGUUCUGAUAGCACAAGGUAUGGCUUCCCUGCCAUGCGUGAUUUUGUUGAGAGAGUGGUGGAGAAACUCAAUGUGGGAGAAAACAAAGACCGUGUCUCUGUAGUCCAGUACGGCAGAGAUGCAGAAGUCCAUUUCUAUCUGAACACAUACACCACAAGAGAGGAUAUUGUGGAUUCGGUCAGAGGGCUGAGACACAGAGGAGGCAGGCCUCUCAACACUGGUGCCGCACUACAAUACGUCAGGGACAAUGUCUUUACAAACUCCUCCGGGAGUAGGCGCCUGCAAGGUGUUCCACAGAUGUUGAUCCUGCUAAAUGGUGGAAGGUCUUUUGACAAUGUAGAUACCCCAGCCUCUGCUCUCAAACAGCAGGGCAUCUUUGUGAUUGGCAUUGGAACAAGGAGCUCUGACAGUGCAGAGCUGCAGAAGAUAUCAUAUGACCCUAGUUAUGCUCUAUCAGUGUCUGAGUUCACUGACCUCCCCAGUGUCCAAGAACAGUUCUCCUCUUUAAUGAGCGCAGUGCUGGUGAGGGCCACGCCCUUGACACCAACAGUAACUGUGGAGAGACGGCCACCAGGAAGGGAUGUUGUCUUCUUGUUGGAUGGAUCUGAUGGUACUAGAACUGGAUUCCCAGCUAUGCGAGACUUUGUCCAAAGACAAGUCGAGAAACUCAGUGUGGAUGACACCAAAGACCGUGUCUCAGUGGUUCAGUACAGCAGAGAUCCAGCUGUCCAGUUCUAUCUGAACACGCAUAAAACAAAAAGGCGAGAUCCUCGACACUGUCAGAGCUUUAAGGCACAAAGGCGGAAGACCCCUCAACACUGGAGCAGCUCUCCACUGGGUGUCUUGGCCUUUGCAAUUGGAACCAGGAGCUCUGAUAGCAAAGAACUGCAGACGAUAUCCCACGAUGCCAGUUCUGCUCUAUCGGUGUCUGAAUUCACUGAACUUCCCAGUAUCCAACAGCAACUUCAGUCCUCAGUGGACUCUGUGGUCAUUGACGUCACCCCAGAAUUACCAACUGUACUUGUUGACACUGCCAAAAAAGAUAUCGUAUUCCUUCUGGAUGGUUCUGAUAGCACAAGGUAUGGCUUCCCUGCCAUGCGUGAUUUUGUUGAGAGAGUGGUGGAGAAACUCAAUGUGGGAGAAAACAAAGACCGUGUCUCUGUAGUCCAGUACGGCAGAGAUGCAGAAGUCCAUUUCUAUCUGAACACAUACACCACAAGAGAGGAUAUUGUGGAUUCGGUCAGAGGGCUGAGACACAGAGGAGGCAGGCCUCUCAACACUGGUGCCGCACUACAAUACGUCAGGGACAAUGUCUUUACAAACUCCUCCGGGAGUAGGCGCCUGCAAGGUGUUCCACAGAUGUUGAUCCUGCUAAAUGGUGGAAGUGUCCAAGAACAGUUCUCCUCUUUAAUGAGCGCAGUGCUGGUGAGGGCCACGCCCUUGACACCAACAGUAACUGUGGAGAGACGGCCACCAGGAAGGGAUGUUGUCUUCUUGUUGGAUGGAUCUGAUGGUACUAGAACUGGAUUCCCAGCUAUGCGAGACUUUGUCCAAAGACAAGUCGAGAAACUCAGUGUGGAUGACACCAAAGACCGUGUCUCAGUGGUUCAGUACAGCAGAGAUCCAGCUGUCCAGUUCUAUCUGAACACGUACAAAACAAAAGGCGAGAUCCUCGACACUGUCAGAGCUUUAAGGCACAAAGGCGGAAGACCCCUCAACACUGGAGCAGCUCUCCAGUACUUGAGGGAUAAUGUCUUCACAGCCUCUGCUGGAAGCAGGCGCCUGGAAGGAGUUCCACAGGUCCUGAUAUUGCUAAGUGGUGGAAAGUCUUCUGACAGUGUUGAUGCACCAGCCUCUGCUCUCAAACAGCUGGGUGUCUUGGCCUUUGCAAUUGGAACCAGGAGCUCUGAUAGCAAAGAACUGCAGACGAUAUCCCAUGAUGCCAGUUCUGCUCUAUCGGUGUCUGAAUUCACUGAACUUCCCAGUUUCCAACAGCAACUUCAGUCCUCAGUGGACUCUGUGGUCAUUGACGUCACCCCAGAAUUACCAACUGUACUUGUUGACACUGCCAAAAAAGAUAUCGUAUUCCUUCUGGAUGGUUCUGAUAGCACAAGGUAUGGCUUCCCUGCCAUGCGUGAUUUUGUUGAGAGAGUGGUGGAGAAACUCAAUGUGGGAGAAAACAAAGACCGUGUCUCUGUAGUCCAGUACGGCAGAGAUGCAGAAGUCCAUUUCUAUCUGAACACAUACACCACAAGAGAGGAUAUUGUGGAUUCGGUCAGAGGGCUGAGACACAGAGGAGGCAGGCCUCUCAACACUGGUGCCGCACUCCAAUACGUCAGGGACAAUGUCUUUACAAACUCCUCCGGGAGUAGGCGCCUGCAAGGUGUUCCACAGAUGUUGAUCCUGCUAAAUGGUGGAAGGUCUUUUGACAAUGUAGAUACCCCAGCCUCUGCUCUCAAACAGCAGGGCAUCUUUGUGAUUGGCAUUGGAACAAGGAGCUCUGACAGUGCAGAGCUGCAGAAGAUAUCAUAUGACCCUAGUUAUGCUCUAUCAGUGUCUGAGUUCACUGACCUCAGUGUCCAAGAACAGUUCUCCUCUUUAAUGAGCGCAGUGCUGGUGAGGGCCACGCCCUUGACACCAACAGUAACUGUGGAGAGACGGCCACCAGGAAGGGAUGUUGUCUUCUUGUUGGAUGGAUCUGAUGGUACUAGAACUGGAUUCCCAGCUAUGCGAGACUUUGUCCAAAGACAAGUUGAGAAACUCAGUGUGGAUGACACCAAAGACCGUGUCUCAGUGGUUCAGUACAGCAGAGAUCCAGCUGUCCAGUUCUAUCUGAACACGUACAAAACAAAAGGCGAGAUCCUCGACACUGUCAGAGCUUUAAGGCACAAAGGCGGAAGACCCCUCAACACUGGAGCAGCUCUCCAGUACUUGAGGGAUAAUGUCUUCACAGCCUCUGCUGGAAGCAGGCGCCUGGAAGGAGUUCCACAGGUCCUGAUAUUGCUAAGUGGUGGAAAGUCUUUUGACAGUGUAGAUAGCCCAGCCUCUGCUCUCAAACAGCAGGGCAUCUUUGUGAUUGGCAUUGGAACAAGGAGCUUUGACAGUGGAGAGCUGCAGAAGAUAUCAUAUGACCGUAGUUAUGCUCUAUCAGUGUCUGAGUUCACUGACCUCCCCAGUGUCCAAGAACAGUUCUCCUCUUUAAUAAGCACAGUGCUGGUGAGGGCCACGCCCAUGAUACCAACAGUAACUGCCGAGACGCAGGGACCCCGAAAGGAUGUUGUUUUCCUUGUUGAUGGAUCUACUGGUGUUGGACGGGAAUUUCCUAUCAUCCAGGAGUUUAUCCGCAGGGUCGUGGAGAGUCUCAAUGUGGGAGAAAACAAGAUCCGGAUUGGUGUGGUCCAGUAUGGUGACUCUGCUCAGGCUGACAUGUUCCUAAAUACACACACAACCAAAGAAGGUGUUUUGAAUGCCGUUAAGGGACUCAGGCAGCGAGGAGGAAGACAACGUAACCUGGGACAGGCCUUGCAGUUUGUCAGUCAGGAUGUUCUGACAGCAGCACGUGGUGGCAGGAAGCAAGAGGGUGUACCGCAGUUUGUAAUUGUCGUCUCCAGUGGGUCUUCAACAGAUGACAUCAGUAGUGCAGCAUAUUCCCUUAAACAAUCUAGAGUUCUUCCCUUCAGCAUUGGGACCAGGGAUGUUAACCCUACAGAGCUCCAAGUGGUGUCAUACGUGCCUAACUUUGCCUUCACUGUAGAUGACCUCCCUGGCCUGUACACAGUCCAAGAAAACUUAAUUAACACUCUAACUGAGCUGUCAGAUGAUCACAUCACCAGCAUGCUUCCAGAAUUUCCAAACAUUGAUGUAAUCACACCAGCAACCACGGGAGGAGAAAAGAGGGAUGUCGUGUUUUUAGUUGAUGGCACAACAGCGGGUCGUAAUGGGUUUCUUUCCAUCCGUGAAAUGAUAAGAAGAGUUGUGGAUAAGCUGGAUGUAGGAUUGGAUAAGGUCCGAAUUUCAGUGGUACAGUACAGCGAUGACCCAAAGUUAGAAUUUCUUCUGAAUGAAUUCUCCACCAAAGAUGAGAUACACCAGGCUGUGACGAAACUUCAAAGCAAAGGUGGGAACCGUCUAAACACAGGUCGUGCUCUCGAGUGGGUCUACAGAAAUGUCUACCAGAGGUCAGCAGGAAGCCGCAUUGAGGAUGGUGUACCUCAGUUCCUCAUUCUAGUUACAGGUGGCAAGUCUGCAGAUGAUGUAUCCACUGCAGCUGACCAACUUAAGAGAAACCAGGUUGCACCUCUUGCCAUUGGAUCAAGGAAUGCAGACCCUGAUGAACUGAGACAGAUUUCCCUGACGCCCGAACUUGUAUAUACAGUUGACAGUUUCCAGCAGCUUCCAAGAGUGGAGUCACAGCUCAUUAAUUCAGUCAAAACAAUAUCCACCAAGGAUAUCAUCAAUAUUAAUGUUCCGCCACCAGUGGAUAUAGACAACCUAAAUCUUGGAAGAAAGGACAUUAUCUUCCUUAUUGAUGGCUCAGACAGUACAGGUCCUGAUGGCAUUGCUCGUAUCCGUGACUUCAUCCUCAGCAUUGUCCGACAACUCGAUGUGCAGCCUGAUCAAGUGCGUGUGGCUGUUGUCCAGUAUGCCGACAGAGUUAAAACAGAGUUCUCACUCAACUCUCACAAUAACAAGCCAGCUGUUGUCUCUGCUAUCCAAAGACUUCGUCAGAUGGGUGGCCGGGCAUCAAAUCUGGCGGAUGCCAUUGACUAUGUUAUAAGGAAUGAGUUUAAACCUGCUGCUGGUGUUCGUCAAGCUGAGGCCUCCCAGCAUCUUGUGGUUCUCACAGGUGGACGAUCCCCCCAAGAUGUUUCUAUCUAUGGACCUCUGCUUAAGGGCACCCGGGUCAACUGCAUUGGUGUUGGAGCUGCUGGUGCUGACAAAAGGCAGCUAACCCAAAUUGCCACCACCUCAGCUGAUGUCCUCCAAGUUCCUGAUUUCACUGGCCUGCCAGCAGUCCAGCAGGUGGUUAUUGAGAGGUUGAGUGGGACCAUCAUCGAGCAACCACCCACAGACACUAUGGAUCCUAACCUUCCAGCCCCCAAAAAGGCUGAUAUAGUGUUUUUGGUGGAUGGCUCCAUUAACUUGGGCAGAGACAACUUCAAUGACGUGAUGAUGUUUAUCACCAACUUAAUUGAUCUGUUCUUCAACGAGAGAGACAACCUGCGGAUUGGCCUGGCGCAUUAUACAGCAGAUGUGACUGACGUCUUCUACCUCAACACCUACAAGAACAAGCAAGACAUUGUAAGUGCCAUUGGCCGAACAGAGUACAAAGGUGGACGUAGAAUCAACACUGGUGCAGCCAUUCGCCACGUUCAAGAUGUCCACUUUACCAAAGAAAAAGGCAGUAGGAUGGAUGAGGGAACUCCUCAGAUUCUUAUGCUUCUCACUGGAGGACGCUCAGCUGAUGAUGGGAAAACAGCAGCCCUUGGUCUGAAGAAAAAAGGUGUGAGAGUCUUUGCUGUAGGCGUGGGCGACAUUGAGACAGAGUUAGAAAACCUGGCAAGUGAGUCCUCAACUGUGGCUAGAGCAAGCACCUUUCUAGGACUUUCAGAGCUCAAUGAGCAAAUUCUGGAGACUUUGGAUGAUGAAGUGAAAGGGAAGCUGUGUGCUACUGUUAAAGAAACUCCUAAAACCUGCAGCAUAGAGGUGUUGGUGGGCUUUGAUGUUGCUGCCCAGAAUAUCUUCAGUGCUCAGACCAACCUCCAGAAAAAUAUGGAGGCCAUUCUGAAGAGGAUUCCUAAAUUGGCAGCCAUCAGUUGCUCAUCUGGGCAGAUUCCAUCUGUGCAAAUGGGCAUGCUGGCCAUGGACUCUGCCUCUGAGCCUGUCCAGCUGGACUUCACAGACAAUGCUGCGGAGCUCAUUGGGGACUUCAAAGCCCUAGGGAGUCGUGGCCCCUUUGUCCUCAAUGGCAAGACCAUCUCAGCUUACACCAAUAGGUUCAAAACCAGACAGGACGACGUUGUCAAGAUUGUCGUUCAUCUGACUGAUGGUAUUGACGCCCCAUAUGCUGAAAUGAAAAGGCAAGUUGAGGAGCUUCGACUGUCAGGAGUGAACAGUUUCAUCCUGGUCGGGCUGGAGCGGGUGUCACAAUUUGACGAGGCUUUGCUGCUGGAAUUUGGUCGCGGAUUCAGGUACACAAGACCCUUACGACUCAAUAUCAUGGACUUGGACUAUGAGCUUAUGGAAGAACUGGACAAUAUUGCAGAGAGGGUUUGUUGCGCAGUGCCAUGCAAAUGUAGUGGAACCAGAGGAGACAGAGGAGCAGUUGGACUUUCAGGGCCUAAGGGUAGCCCGGGAGGGCCAGGAAGCCAAGGACAUCCUGGAGAUGAGGGUGGACCUGGAGAGAGAGGUCCUCCCGGUGUUAAUGGAACUCAGGGUUUCCAGGGAUGUCCUGGACAUAGAGGUGUUAAGGGUUCUCGUGGCUACUCAGGAGAAAAGGGUGAAUCUGGAGAAAUUGGGCUUGAUGGCAUUAAUGGCGAAGAGGGCAAAGGUGGAGUGGCUGGACCCCCAGGAGACAGAGGAAACCCUGGCAGAAGAGGUCCCAAAGGUAGCAAAGGACAAGCUGGAGACAGAGGAGAAAUUGGAAUCAGAGGAGACCCUGGUACAAGUGGACGAGAUAACAACAUCCCAGGACCUAAAGGAGACCCUGGUGAUGCCGGACCACCGGGAGCGCCUGGUGAAGAUGGAAAAAAGGGGGGCCCUGGUGAAGUCGGAAGAAAGGGAGCUAUUGGCAGAAGAGGCACGCCUGGACAGGCUGGAAUUCCCGGAAAGCCAGGAGAGGAAGGUGUUAAGGGAGAGCCUGGUAUUGGAGGAUCUAGAGGUCCAUCCGGGCCAAUUGGUGUACCAGGACCAAGAGGAGAAGAUGGAAACCCAGGGCCCAGGGGUCCCGGAGGGAGCUCAGGUACCGCUGGAGAAAAGGGUAGAAGAGGAACUCUCGGACGCAAGGGAGAGCCAGGAGAUCCAGGACCUAAGGGUGCUAUUGGACCUCUUGGUCCCCGUGGAGAGCCUGGUGAGGAUGGUAGAGAUGGGUUUGGCGUUGAAGGUCCUAAAGGAAGAAAGGGUGAUGAGGGCUUCCCAGGAUUCCCAGGACCAAAGGGAGCGGCUGGUGACCCUGGCACCAAGGGUGGACCUGGACGCAGAGGAAAUCAUGGACAGAGGGGUGUCUCUGGAAAUAUUGGUACACCUGGACAGAAGGGAGAGGUUGGAUAUCCUGGGCCUGAUGGUGAGAAAGGACCAAGAGGACCUGGUGUUGUGCAAUGUGACCUGGUUAAGAAGAUCAGAGAAAAUUGUCCUUGCUGUUAUGGUCAGCAGGAAUGCCCGCUCUACCCCACUGAGCUGGCCUUUGCCCUGGAUACCUCUCAAGAUGUUGACAGCCCAGCCUUCAACAAUAUGCGUGACACAGUCCUGCGCCUAGUCAGAGACAUCACCAUCUCAGAGAGUAACUGUCCAAGAGGAGCUCGUGUUGCUAUAGCCCUUUACAAUGAAGAAGUGACCACUGAGGUCCGGUUUGCUGAAGCAAAGAAGAAACGUGCCCUGGUGCAGCACAUCGAGGGACUGCAGACCCUGCAAAACCGCAAGCCGCGCAGCUUGGACACGUCCAUGAGCUUUGUGGCCCAAAACAUCUUUAAGCGAGUGCGCAGUGGCUUCCUAAUGAGGAAGGUGGCCAUCUUCUUUGUUGGUGGGGCAGUCAGUAAGCCACAACUAAUUACUACUGCUGCUCUUCGCCUCCAUAAUGCUGGAAUUGCCUCUCUGUUCUUGGUUAAGCGUGAGGACAGAAUACUCAGACAAGCACUGCAGGUCAACAACACAGCACUGGGCCAGGUAAUUGUCCUCCCAAAUCCUGGAAGUGCACAGUACAAUUCAGUCAUCCAAAAGGUGAUGAACUGCCAUGUCUGCCUAGAUGUCUGCUCUCCGGACCAAAUAUGUGACUAUGUGCCCCCAUUGGCCAGCCGAGAUAGGAGGUCUUCUACCACAGACGUGGACAUCGACAUGGUUUUCGUCAUGGACAGCUCUGAGUCGACAUACCCAACCGUCUUUACCGAGAUUAAGCGCUACAUAGCGCACAUAGUGGAGCAGCUACAAGUCUCUUCAAAUCCAACAUCAUCCAUUCACCACGCCAGAGUGGCUGUGAUCCAGCAAGCACCUUACGAGUUCAUCCACAACAAAACUGGCUCUCCCAUUCAUGUGGAUAUCGGUUUGACGGAGCACCACUCAGCUCAGGAUAUUGUCAAAUUUCUGCUGGAGAAGACACCACAGUUAGAGGGUGGCCGCGCACUGGCAGCGGCUAUCGAAUCGACAGUGGAGCAAGUGUUUGAGAAGGCACCUGCCCAGCGUGACAGAAAAGUACUGAUGCUCUUUGUAACAGGAAGUGUCGAAGAAGAAGAGGAGCAGCUGGUGCGUAUCGCCACUGAGGUCAAGUGCAGAGGCUACUUCCUGGUCAUCAUGGGUGUGGGUAAAAGGUUGAGUGCUGGAGAUGCUCGUGUCUUUUCAAGCAUGGCCAGCGAGCCAUCAGAUGUCUUCUUCAAGCGGCUGGACAGCAUCUCACACUUUUACGAAAAACACAUACAGACCUUCGGCCAGCUGCUGCCGAAGUACAUCAGCAUUGAAAAUGCUUUCUACAUGUCCCCUGAAGUAUCCAAAAACUGCAAGUGGUUCCAGAGUGACCAGCCACUUAAAAACCCCUUUACAUCAUCACACCAACAGGAGAAACAUCAGAAACAUCAUGAAGACCACCAAGAAGUUCAUCAAAGCAAGCACAAAGAUGCAGAUGAGCUGCACAUCUCUAAUGUCACCUCCACCAGCUUGAAAUUGCGUUGGACCAACCCAGACUCCAAGCUCUUUGUCUACUUUGAGGUAGUGGUGACACGGUUGCACGACCAUGCUCUGGUGCUGAAGACCAACGUGUCAGGCACAGAGCUUUCUGUGGACAACUUAGAGAGUGCUCAAACAUAUCAUGCUGUGGUCACCGCUCACACUGCAGAGGGUGAAAUUGUCUCCACUCGCAAAGGCAUCAUGACUACCAAAGCGGCAGAGCCUAAGCAAGAGCAUAAACCAGUCAGGCAAGCCUCCAGUUUUGUAAAUACUGAACCACUGGACAAACCAGAAACUGUUAUUGAAUUUGCAGACCCAUGCUCACUUGACUAUGACCCUGGAAUGCCGUGCAAAGACUAUCAGGCUAAGUGGUUCUUUGACAGACAGAACGGGAUCUGUACACAGUUCUGGUAUGGAGGUUGUGAAGGCAAUGAAAAUAGGUUCGACACUGAGGCCCUCUGCCUGAAAAACUGCAUGAGGUCAGUGCCAGAGCCUCAGCCAAAAGUGCAGCAGGUUGAACAAGUGGAGAUCCUUCCGGCUCCUGCGGCCUCUACAGCAGUGGACAUUUGCCAGCUUCCCAAAGAGGAAGGUACUUGUGCCAAAUUUGUACUUAAGUGGCACUACGAUGCCUCCAGCAAGAGCUGCACACGCUUCUGGUAUGGAGGCUGCGGUGGAAACCAGAAUCGCUUUGACACACACCAGCAGUGUGUGACGGCUUGUGGAAAACCAGCACCCCUCAACCAAGGAGUCAUCGCUACAAUAAGAACAUAGGACAAAAGAUGGCCAGCUUUCCUCUCCGUUUAGGGGAUUCUGAGAAGAAACAUCCAAAAUGGCCAUACUGUAAGGAUGCAAUGCCAAAGCAAUGGUGGGUGCACUGGAUUCCACAAAAAAAAUGGACUUUAUCCCCCAAAUUCUUGAAGAAGUCUUUUUUACAACAAGAAGGAAGGCAACACGAUUUGCUGCAUGAUUUGUUUUAACCUACUGGUGCUACAUAGUAUGUUUGUUUUACCAAAGGAGUUUUUAAGUGGAUUCAGUUUUGUAAAGUCAUGUUUUCUGGAACAAUGUCAUCAUAUUUCUCUAAAUGCAGUUUUAUAAGCAAAAAAAACAUGUAUAUCUUGGACAGAGAUUAUCAAUGAAUCAAUACUUGCAAAACUGGCAUUAUUAAAUGCAGUCCUUUUUAUAUAUUGCGUUUUAUACAUUCCACAUUCACAUAGUCAUUGGCUUGUAUUGAUUACUAUUUUAAAACUCACUUGAUCCGUGUGAAAUCAUUACUUCACUAUUUUACAGUCACAGAAUCCACAGCAAUGUUUACACAAGUCUCGUAUGGUAGUGUUUGUAUUUAAAUGACAGUGACCAAACAUGGAAUGUUAAGUGCACUUCUGGAUCCACUGCCUCAAACACACAAGUUACAGCUAUUGAAAUGGAAUUUACUUGUAAAGCUGUUUUUAUUUUUGUUUCAUUUGGUUUUAACUGAAAUUUGUGUUCCAUCUGGGUAUAGUGGAAAUAAACACAAACUAGACUUUCUAAUAAACAUGAGCAACUCA